Messenger RNA from Fusarium vanettenii 77-13-4, 1110 nucleotides. RefSeq lists its product as uncharacterized. The record is from RefSeq and is a predicted model, not a curated record. The annotation marks the transcript as partial. The transcript has a single exon. NCBI's taxonomy places the organism in Eukaryota, Fungi, Ascomycota, Sordariomycetes, Hypocreales, Nectriaceae.
AUGGGUCGAACUGAACCUUCUAUCGGCCGACCUCCAGCGGCCUUUCGCAAGGAUGCACGCGCCAAGAAGGCCAAAGCCACGCUCAAUCAAACGAUUCCCCAGCUCCUGUCGGCACAUCCCCGAGCCCGACGAGGCAUCGAGGCGGCGGAGUUGAUCGUCGACCCGUCUCCCGGGGACCGCAAAGCCGAGAUCAAAAAGUCAAACGGCCAAGACGGAUCUGAUCCACCGGGGCCCCGGCUUUGUCUCCAAGUGGCCGACACACUCACGGCUGCCCGUUCUCUCCUGGCGCGUGAUACACCUUCAGGAGUUACCCUUGAUCUUGGCAAUAAGAAUGCCAGAGUUGCUAUUUUGAACAUGGCCUCACCUUUAUCCCCUGGUGGCGGAUUCUUGAAUGGUGCUGGUAGUCAGGAGGAAUAUCUCUGCAUGCGGACUACGUUGCUGCCUUCAUUAAAGGACGAAUACUACCGACUCCCAGAAGUUGGUGCAAUUUUCACACCUGAUGUGCUGGUUUUCCGCGACGAAGAAGCAGAGGAUGUGCUUGAGAAAAACGAUCGUUUCUUUGUCAACUGCAUCACAUCCGCCAUGCUUCGAGGCCCAGAAAUAGACGUCAACGAGCUGGGGAGAGGGAGCUACACGAACGAGAAAGACCGCGAGUUGGUUCUUCAGAAGAUGAAAAUGGUGAUGCGAAUUUGCCAGGCCAAAGGCGUCAAAAGACUGGUGGCGGGUGCUUGGGGAUGUGGUGCUUACGGUAAUCCUGUUGGUGAGAUAGCUCGGGCGUGGAAAAAGGUUCUCUUGCCACCACGAAAGAACGGCAAGGGCAAGCAGAAGGGAACCAAGGAGACAUGGGAUGGGGUGGAAGAAGUCCUGUUUGCUAUCAAGGAUGCAGGCAUGGCUGAAGCUUUUGCAGAAGCAUUUGGUGAAGGACUCCUGCGAGAUGAGAGCCCUGAUGCUGACGAGGACGAGGAGGAUGAAGAGGUUGACCCCGAAGAGGUCAAACGCAAAGAGUUGCAGGCCAAGAUCACGGAACUGGAGCAACGCAUUGAAGCAGCAGCGAAUCCUCGAGUCAAGGAAGGAUUGAUGUCCAUUCUCGAGGGGUUGAGGAAGCAGUUG